CGUCUUCAAAAAUUUGCCCAAAUAACUUGAACAUGGAAGAACAGAGGAAGAAAUCCAUGUUGAAACCCAGAUGUUUUUCAGCAUUUGCUCAUGCCUUGUGCUGCAUCAUUUACCUCCUCUCCCAGCUCCUGAUCUUAUCUGAAGCUCAAACCAGUGCUACGACUGAUCCAUCUGAAGUGAGAGCUCUAAACUCCAUUUUCCAGCAAUGGGGUCUCAAGGCAUCAAAUAAGUGGAACAUUAGCGGUGAACCUUGCACUGGAAUCGCUACUGACUCAACGAGUUUCGACAGUACCGACUUCAACUCGGCCAUCAAGUGUGAUUGCUCAUACAACAAUGCCACCACAUGCCAUAUUACUCAAUUGAAAGUUUAUGCAUUGGAAGUAGUGGGGACAAUUGUAAACGAGCUUAUGAAUCUGACUUACCUCACUAAUUUGAAAUUGGGUCAAAAUUACUUCACAGGUCCCCUGCCUAAAUUUUUUGGUAAUUUUACUCAAAUGCAGAACUUGGAUGUUGGUAUUAAUGGUUUAUCUGGGGAGCUUCCAAAAGAACUUGGAAAUCUUAACAAUCUACGCACAUUGGGUAUUGGCUCAAAUAAUUUCUCUGGUCCACUCCCUCCUGAGCUUGGGAAUUUAACAAAUUUGGCAGAAAUUUACUUUGACAGUUCAGGAGUGAGUGGCUGGAUCCCCCCAACAUUUGCCAAAUUACAAAGCUUACAGACAGUGUGGGCAUCUGACAAUGCGCUUACUGGAAAAAUUCCUGAGUUCAUUGGCGGGAAUUGGACUAGGCUUAGUGUCUUGAGGCUUCAAGGAAACUCGUUUGAAGGACCGAUACCUUCAAGUUUUUCUAAUCUAACCUCCUUGACAGAUUUGAGAAUUAGCGAGAUUUCUAAUGGGAGUUCAUCCUUAGCAUUUAUUAAGAAUAUGAAAGCUCUAAGUGUUCUAGUCUUGAGGAAUAACAAUAUUAGUGAUACUAUCCCAUCCAAUAUUAAAGAGUACCAGAGUUUGUCGCUACUGGACUUGAGCUUCAACAAUUUAACUGGACAAAUUCCAAGUUCUCUCUUCAAUUUGAAUAGCCUUUCUUAUUUGUUUCUUGGAAAUAACCAGUUAUUCGGUACCUUGCCUUCUCAGAAGAGUGCCUCACUUCUUAAUAUAGAUUUGUCAUAUAAUCACUUAUCAGGAAUCCUUCCUUCAUGGGUUACGGAAGAAAGCUUGCAAGUCAACUUGGUUGCCAACAACUUCAACAUUAGUGGUUCAAAUAUCAGUGGUUUGCCUUCAGGAUUGAAUUGCCUUCAACGAAAUUUCCCAUGCAAUCGGGUCUCUCCAAUAUAUUAUAACUUCUCUAUCAAGUGUGGAGGUCCAGAAAUUAAGUCUUCUGCGGGGAUUGUAUUUGAGAGGGAGAAUGAAACACUUGGCCCAGCCACUUAUUUUGUCGCCGAAACAGAAAGAUGGGCAGUUAGCAAUGUUGGAAGGUUUGCUGAGAACAAUGAUCCUGAGUAUAUCCUAUCUUCUUCUGCGCAAUUCACAAAUACUUUAGAUUCAGAGUUGUUCCAGACGGCAAGAAUAUCUCCAGGGUCACUAAGAUACUAUGGGCUGGGGCUAGAAAAUGGAAUUUACAAUGUGAGCCUACAAUUUUCUGAGAUUUCAUUCACAAAUACUCAUACUUGGGAAAGUCAUGGAAGGCGUGUGUUUGAUAUUUAUAUCCAGGGUAACCUAUGGCUAAAAGAUUUUGACAUACGGAACGAGGCAGGGGGAAUCUCUUUUUCAGCUGUACAAAAGGAAACCCAGGCCCAAGUGACGGAGAACUUCCUUGAAAUCCAUCUCUUUUGGGCUGGAGAGGGGACUUGUUGUAUACCUAAACAAGGUACAUAUGGACCAUCCAUUUCAGCCAUCAGCGCUGUUCCAAAUUUUGUUCCAACUGUUAGCAACACACCACGUAUACUUACUUCAACAAGAAAGACAAGGACCAGUUUAAUUGUUGGAAUCACUGUUCCUAUUGGAGUUGUCAUCUUUCUAUUUGUUUUGGUGGUUUAUUAUAUUCUUCAAAGAAGGAAAGGGUCGAAUAUUGAUGAAGAUGAAGAGUUUCUAGGUAUAGUUUCUAGACCAAACACCUUCAGUUAUGCAGAAUUGAAGACUGCUACAGAAGACUUCAAUCCUGCUAAUAAGCUGGGGGAGGGAGGCUUUGGACCUGUUUACAAGGGAACGGUUCCUGAUGGAAGGGUGGUGGCUGUGAAGCAACUUUCAGUGGCAUCCCACCAGGGAAAGAAUCAGUUCAUAACAGAGAUCGCUACCAUAUCUGCAGUGCAACAUCGAAACCUAGUGACAUUGUAUGGUUGUUGCAUCGAGGGAGAUAGGAGACUUCUGGUUUAUGAGUACCUCGAAAAUAAAAGCCUUGAUCAAGCACUCUUUGGGAGGAGUGGUUUACAUCUUAGUUGGCCAACUCGCUAUGAUAUCUGUUUGGGGACAGCACGGGGUCUAGCCUAUCUUCACGAGGAGUCGAAGCCUAGAAUUGUACACAGAGAUGUCAAGGCUAGUAAUAUUCUACUUGAUUCUGACCUCAAGCCCAAAAUUUCAGAUUUUGGUUUGGCCAAACUUUAUGAUGACAAGAAGACUCACAUAAGCACUCGAAUUGCAGGAACAAUUGGCUAUCUUGCACCAGAGUAUGCCAUGCGUGGGCACCUAACUGAGAAAGCUGAUGUUUUUGGAUUUGGAGUAGUAGCUCUUGAGAUCAUCAGCGGGAGGCCGAAUACUGACACAAACUUGAAUGGAGAAAAGAUUUAUCUUCUUGAAUGGGCUUGGAAUCUACAUGAAAGUAAUUGUGACCUGGAACUGGUUGAUCCUGCACUAUCAGAAUACAAUGCUGUAGAAGCGAAACGAGUGAUAGGAGUAGUUCUCCUGUGCACUCAAGCAUCACCAUCCCUACGUCCAGCAAUGUCCCGUGUGGUGGCAAUGCUUUCAGGAGAUACUGAAGUGAGCAGUGUCACAUCAAAGCCUGGAUACUUAACUGAUUGGGUAUUCAAUGAUAUAAGCAGCUUUAUGAGUGGUGACACUUCUGGAACCUCAACAAGUGAAAAUCCAAAGAGCCAAACCAAAUCUUCAAAUGCAACCACUGUGGUUGAUGGAGACCAUUUUCCAGUAACUGCCAAUCAAACAAUGCUGCAUGAGAAUUUUGCAGAGGGAAGGUGAUAGUCUCCGUUGAAUUUAUCAAUUGAUGUAUAAAGAAGUCAUAAUUCAAAUAUUUGAUCUUGUAUAUCGCAACAACGAAGGAAUACACAUUCAUGUAAUUUCUGGUUUCCGUUCUUUCU
This is a messenger RNA of Telopea speciosissima, 3301 nucleotides long. Its product is annotated as probable LRR receptor-like serine/threonine-protein kinase At1g56140. The transcript has 24 exons. Gene Ontology annotation, biological process: protein phosphorylation. Gene Ontology annotation, molecular function: ATP binding; protein kinase activity; protein binding. The record is from RefSeq and is a predicted model, not a curated record. NCBI's taxonomy places the organism in Eukaryota, Viridiplantae, Streptophyta, Magnoliopsida, Proteales, Proteaceae. Bases 33 to 3182 code for a protein of 1049 amino acids.